AGUAACUAAGGGAGGGAAAGCAAAACACAAACAACUCAUUACAAACUGAACACUUCCUCUUAUCUCUUGAGAACUAUAAACAAUUUUUUCAGCUGUUUCUGUUUCACAUCACUUUGGUUCCGUUAUCGCCACUUGGAUCGCUUCUUCUUUCCUCAAAUCCUCUUCUAAUUUUCCCACCUCCAUGAUUUCCGUCCUAGAAGGUUUCAGCCACCAUAUGAUCGGACCUGCGCCGGCAGAAUCACGCUUCCUCGGGUACUCGCCGCCGAAGAUUCGCUUCUUCUCGCUCAUACUCACAAAUUUCGACUCGUCGGAGAUCGCUGAAGCUCCUUCAUGAGCAACGUUAACGUUGGACCGAUCCCUGACCUGCUCUUCAGGUUGCAGAAGAAAGACAGACUCAGCAAAAUAUCACAAAUUCAUACGAGGCAUGAGCGAUUGCCACGAAGAGGGAGGAUGCCACCGGUUGGUUAUCAUGGGAGAGACCAAACAACUUGUUACCCCUUGGACAAGAUUUCAAGAGGCAAUGAGGAUGGUCAUGGACAUAGAAGAAAAAGGAAGAAGGAACAAAAGGUACAAGCGAAUACUUAGGUCAAUCCUCAAGGAUAUGACUACUGUGGUGCAGGAAAUCAAGCAAUACAAUGAACAAUUGGACCCACCCAGAGAAGAAAUUAACACUCUUAUCAAAGAAAAAGAUGCUGGAGAAGAGCUUGUGUGCAUUUCUUGCUCCAGGACUGUUAGGUGGUUGAAAUUUCUCUCUUGGCUUCCACUCUUUAGGAACAGACUUUGGUAUAAUAAGAAUGAUUCCUUUGCUGAGGAUGACAAACAAGUUAACUCUAUCAAACACACAUUGUACAAGGUGAGAGAGAUUCUCGAGCUUCUUGACAUAGAGAAUUUUGAGCAGAAACUGAGAGGUGUUGGAACACCAAUCAAGUGUCCUUAUGGUGUCCCUAGAAACCCAGAAUUCACUCUUGGGUUGGGUGUACCGUUGAGCAAGUUGAAGAUGGAGAUUCUCGGGGACGGUAUGUCCAUCCUUUUGUUGACUGGUAUGGGUGGAUCUGGUAAAACUACUUUGGCUACAAAGCUCUGUUGGGAUGAAGAAGUCAAGGGUAAAUUCAAGGAAAAUAUUUUAUUUAUCACUUUCUCACAAACGCCUAAGUUGAAGAAUGUUGUAGAGAGACUAUUUGAACAUUGUGGAUACCACGUGCCUGAGUUUCUAAGUGAUGAAGAGGCUAUUAAACGGUUGGGAAUUUUGCUGCGGAAAAUUGAGGGAAGUCCACUGUUGUUGGUAUUGGAUGAUGUUUGGCCUGGCUCAGAAUCCCUUGUUGAAAAAUUUAAAUUCCAGAUGUCUGAUUAUAAAAUUUUGGUGACUUCAAGGGUUGCAUUUCCUAAAUUUGGCACCCCAUAUAUCUUAAAACCACUUGCUCAUGAAGAUGCAAUAACCCUUUUCCGUCAUUAUGCUCCCUUGGAAAAAAGCAGUUCAAGUAUUCCUGACGAAGAACUUAUCCAAAAGGUUGUGAGAUAUUGCAGGGGUUUGCCGCUUGCCAUUAAAGUGAUUGGUAGAUCACUCAGACAUCGAUCGAUUGAGUUGUGGCAAAAGACGGUGGACGAAUUGUCCCAUGGUCAUUCUAUUCUUGAUUCUAGUACUGAAUUACUUACAUGCCUCGAAAAGAUCUUGGAUGUUUUGGAAGACAAUCCCAACGUCAAGGAGUGCUUCAUGGACCUUGGGUUAUUUCCUGAAGACCAAAGAAUUCCUCUUCCUGUUCUCAUUGAUAUAUGGGCAGAGUUAUAUGGAUUAGAUGAUAACGGCAUAGAAGCAAUGGAAAUCAUAAAAAAAUUAGACUCCAUGAAUCUGGCUAAUGUUUUAGUAGUAAGGAAAAAUGCAAGUGAUUCAGACAAUUACUACUACAAUAAUCACUUUGUCAUCCUCCAUGAUCUUCUAAGAGAUCUCGCAAUUUAUCAGAACAAUCGGGAACCAAUUGAACGGAGAAAAAGACUGAUAACUGACAUAAAUGAAAAAAAAACUCAAUGGUGGCUUGGGGAGAAGCAACUAAGCAUGGUGGCCAACUUAUGGUCAAAAUAUUGCGGAUGGUAUGUUAAACAGAACCUCCAACAGGUCCCAGCUCGCACAUUGUCUAUAUCAACUGAUGAAACUUGUGCUUCGUAUUGGUCCCACAUACAAGCAUCCCAAACUGAAGUUCUGAUUUUAAAUAUUCGAACUAAGAAGUUUUACUUUCAAGAGCUUUUGGAGAAAAUGAGUAAACUAAAAGUUCUUAUCGUGACAAAUUAUGGUUUUCAUCCUUCUGAACUGGACAAUUUCAAACUACUAGGCUCUGAGUCAAACCUGAAAAGAAUCAGACUAGAGAGGAUUUCUGUUCCUCAAUUGGGUUCAUUGAAAAUUCUUAAAAAACUAUCCCUCUACAUGUGUAGUAAUAUAAGUCAGGCUUUUGAAAAUGGUACCAUCCUAGUUUCAGAUUCAUUUCCAUGUCUAGAAGAUUUGAACAUUGACUAUUGCAAGGAUAUGGUGGAAUUGCCUACUGGGAUAUGUGAUAUUACCCCACUAAAGAAGCUCAGUAUUACUAAUUGCCACAAGCUUACUUCUCUGCCCCAAGAAAUUGAAAAGUUGGUGAAUUUGGAACUCCUGAACCUAAGUUCCUGUACUGAUUUGGAAGGGAUACCUGAUUCUAUUGGAAACCUAUCAAAGCUAAGACAUCUUGACAUCUCAAACUGCAUAAACCUUUCAAGUUUACCAGAGAACAUUGGUAACCUAUGUAAUCUAAGAAAUCUCUACAUGACAAGUUGUGCAAGGUGUGAAUUGCCAUACUCGGUCGUCAAUCUUGAGAAUUUGAAGGUAGUGGUAUGCGAUGAAGAGACGUCUGCUUCAUGGGAAGCAUUCGAAGCUAUGCUUCCGAAUCUAAAGAUAGAGGUUCCUCGAGUUGAUGUUAACUUAAACUGGCUUCAUUCAAUUAGCUCCUAAUUAAGACCUCUUAAAAAUAAAUGUUAGACAAAGUGGGUAUGUUAUGUGAAAUAUAUUACUUAAAGUGUGGAAACGCUCCUCUUGUUCCCAAGACAUGUUUACUCAGGUUUCUCUAGCAAUGUAUGCAUGUUUGUGAACAGUACUAUGUUACUUGAAAGAAGUAGGAGACUUUAUGAAGAAUUAUAAUGAUUCUUAUAAAUAAUUGAAGGUCUUUUUUUUCUUAGUUUUGAAGUAAACUCUUUUUUUAAUCUCCGAAAUUAUUCUUUUUUCCUUGAAAUCCAACUUAGUUCUGAUUC
Molecule: messenger RNA, 3267 nt
Organism: Cajanus cajan (pigeon pea)
Lineage: Eukaryota; Viridiplantae; Streptophyta; Magnoliopsida; Fabales; Fabaceae
Product: putative disease resistance protein At5g66900
Molecular function (GO): ADP binding
Source: RefSeq, a predicted model, not a curated record